This is a messenger RNA of Oreochromis niloticus (Nile tilapia), 4269 nucleotides long. It is a transcript of the gene osgin2, whose product is annotated as oxidative stress induced growth inhibitor family member 2. Gene Ontology annotation, molecular function: growth factor activity. The transcript is spliced from 6 exons. Gene Ontology annotation, biological process: negative regulation of cell growth. NCBI's taxonomy places the organism in Eukaryota, Metazoa, Chordata, Actinopteri, Cichliformes, Cichlidae. The record is from RefSeq and is a predicted model, not a curated record. The coding region runs from base 663 to 2333 and encodes 556 amino acids.
ACUGAGACAACCUAUUUAAAUAAAGUAAAAAUAAUAAUAUGGUUACAAUAAUAAAAGAAAUGUAGUUUUUCAUCUAGAGUAACUGAAAAAUAGGUGUGUCACAACCUAAAAUACACACGGGCUGUAUUGUCCAGAAAUCUGGCAACUCUGACCUACAGCACUGAAUAUUACCUUUAAAACUUCAAGAAAAUGCAAGUUUCUAACCAAAAUUGUCCCAUUCUCAAUAAAAAAUUCAAAUUGUAAAAGCCAGAUUUGAUAUUUAAGUCCUUAAAUAAUAAAGACAGACCAUCAUAUGCAGCUGUAGCAGGGCUCACUGUGUCUGUCCUACAUUUGAGCAGUGCACGUCUUAUAAAUAAAACUGUUCUCUCAGGUAAGCCCACUCAGCGAGCAGCAGGGUCGGCGGAGCUGCGAGGAUGCUGAGAGAGAUGCUCUGAUCUUCCGGCUCUCCCCCGUGAGCGCGCUCGCGCCCGGCGGUGCAGAGAUGCGCAUGUGACGACGAAAACGGAGACGCAGAAGCCAGUUUCUCUCUUUCACACUCUGCCACCAAGACACACAGAAGAUCUCCCCCCUCAGUGGACAUUUGCACAUCGAUCAGAUCUGCAUACAUCAGGUCUGCUCGGAUUUUACCUCGCGGAGUGCCGGCUCUGGCCCAGGCUGCAGCCAUGCCUCUCCUGGAAGAGACCACUCUGCCACAAGAGCACCCACCCACUGUUCCUGUGGUCAUCAUAGGCAACGGGCCAUCGGGUAUUUGUUUGUCCUACCUGCUGAGUGGAUACAAGCCGUACUUAGACCCAGCAACUGUCCACCCAAACCCAAUACUAUACAGGAAACUACAGGACACCAAGCAUCUACCCAUUACCGAACAGGAUCUGGAAUAUCUGAGUGAAGGUCUUGAGGGGAGGUCAAGUAAUCCGGUGGCUGUGCUUUUCGACACACUCCUGCAUCCUAAUGCUGACUUUGGCUACAAAUUCCCUUCUGUCCUUCAGUGGAGGAGGGACAAGCAGCAACACAUCCCACAUCUGGUUCUGGGCAGGGGAACACCUGGGGGUGCUUGGCAUGCAAUGGAAGGCUCCAUGCUGACUAUUAGUCUUGGCAUCUGGAUGGAGCUCCCCGGGGUCAACUACAAAGACCUGACCAAUGGGAAACGCAGGGAUGUAACCAGUGACAGAGCCACACCAGAGGAGAUCUCAUCCUAUUACUGUAACUAUGUGAAGCUAAAGGGUCUUCAAAAGAACUUUGUUGACAACACCUACGUGACCUCCAUCCAGAAACUCUACCGGGGGCAUGAUGGAGAAGGUCUUGAAAACGGUCACACUCAUCAAGGAGAUGGAGGGGUGGGAGAUGGAGUGAAUGAGAGAUUUGAGGGAAAUGGAGAAGUGUGCGUAAUGAGUGGAGGAGGGGGGGCUCUGUGGGAAGUAAGGGGAUACCAGCAGGUGCAGAAUGACACUCACGUCCCUUUCUGCCUGUUUGCUGAAAAUGUAGUCCUGGCCACCGGUGCUUCCGACUCACCAGUUCGACUGGGUGUAGAGGGGGAGGACCUGCCUUUUGUGUUCCACAGUAUCUCAGACCUAGGCUUGGCAGUUAGCCAGAGGAAACUGGAUAAGAACUCCGAUCCCGUUCUAAUCGUGGGUGCUGGUUUAAGCGCUGCCGAUGUAGUUCUGUGUGCUUGCAACAGCAACAUUCGAGUGUUGCAUGUUUUUCGCAAGAGAAUCGACGACUCAGACCUCAUCUUUAAGCAGCUUCCCAAGACACUGUACCCAGAGUACCACAAAGUCUACAACAUGAUGUGCUCUCAGGCUUACACAAACGUGGCUCCCUCUUCUGCUUCUAACAGACCUCAGGCAGUUAGUAUUGCCUCUUCAGUAUGUGCCAAGAUGUGCCCAAAGCCUCAGCUUGCUGCGGGUAAUGUGGCUGGUAACGCUAGUGUUAACCUGUUUCCUGACUACACCAGUUUCCCCGAACACUGUGUGGUGUCCUUCCAGUCUGACAUGAAAUGUCUGCUGCAGGGAAACAACUCCCUCAAGGCAUUCAAGAUCUCCAUGGUCCUGGUUCUGAUUGGGACCAACCCAGACUUAUUUUUCUUGAAGGGGCAAGGCCAGUACCUGGGUCAGGAUCCAACAAGACCCAUCUCCUGCAAGCAAAAUCCAAUAGAUAUCGACCCCUACACCUUUGAGUGCACCAAGGAGCCAGGUCUGUUUGCCAUGGGCCCACUGGUGGGAGACAACUUUGUUCGCUUUUUGAAGGGUGGUGCGUUAGGCAUCGCCUCCUGUUUGCUGAAGAGACUCAAGAAGAAAGGGAAGCUCAUCAGCAACGGAGGAAACAACAUAAUGUGAAAACACGAUGAGGAUGAGUGCGACACGUUGAUCUUAGGGCACACAUUUCAAACCCUUUUACCAUGAUAUAAAAGGUGAGGAGAAACUUUUAAUAUAUUUUCUUCAUUAAUGCAGUGUUUUCUCAUCAAAGCUAAAGCAUUUUUACAACUUUUUAAGACCAAAAAGACAAUGGUUGUACUUUAAUUUGUUUCUAACGAAACAAAAGACAACUUUCAAGAGUCUUGUCUGACUUCAUGUGAAGUCUCCAUAUGUCCAAGCUACUGUGUGCCAACAUUUUCUAGUCAGUCUGUAACCUCAUAACUGAACAGGACCUUACACUCAUCAGGGUUAUUUAUUCAUUCACCAUGUGUCUUCAAUUCAUCUACUAACAAUGCUUAACUCGAUGUUGUAUCAUGCUUUAAAUUUCUUUUAGCUUAGCCUGUAGGGAAAACUAAAAAAUAAAGGACACUUGUUAAUUCCCAUCCAACUUACUGAUGUAAGUGAUGGUUUAGUGGUCCGACUUACAAAACCUACAAACUGGAAUUCAGCCACAAGUAGUGUUUGUUCUAUGACGCUGUAACCCAACAGUUUCAUGGCUACAGUCACACUAGGGAAAAUAGAAAUGUAUUGCAACUAUCUGCAAUGAUCUUGCAAUUGUGUUGCCUUUGAGGUGGUUGCUUUGAAAAUGGGGACCAGGUCUGCAACUACUCGCAAUCAGUUGCUGUGUUCAAAGCAACUUUGUGAGUGACCGAGCCAAUCUGGGAUCAGUUUGGGUCAAGAAGGAAAUUAUGCACAAUUUGUUUGUGAUAAUACAGAGAUAAACUGUGAAAAAUCAGUGAAAGUCUCAAAUCUGUUGCCACAAAAAUAUUUAUUCUGAUUCUGGAUGGUGGUGCCAUUUCUGUUGGGGCUUUGGAGGUGUCGGCAUCAUAUCAGGGCUCUCCAAAUUAUCCAAAGCAGGGUGUGAAUUUUUAUUAUCUAUUACACCUGUCAAUGUAAUUUAGUGAUUUCAGAACUUAAAACGCCACAUGGCAACCUGUGCAGUCCCCUUGCUAGAAGUUUAGUAUGUUCAACGAGCAGCCUCUGGGUCUCCACUUGGUUGCUGACAGAAAAUAAAAUAAACCCAAUCACCAGUAACCACAGAUAUUUCCUUGUUGGAAUGAGGUUGCCAUCAUAUUUUUACUCUAGUGUGACUGAGACUUUAGAAGUCCUAAUGUUCCUGAUUGUUGAGCCUGAAACGGGAGUUUCUGCUUUUAGCUGCUAUUGCAGGUAGUUGGAACUAUAGUCUGAUAAAUUUGACCUGUUGCUUCAGUUAUACUGCUACUCCAAGGUUUUCUAUGCAAAUAAUUUAAAGUAGAUCUGAAUGUAUCCUUGCACACCCACUGCUAAUUUUACUGUUUGGACUCAAAUAUCAUGGCAAAACGUAGGUUUAUUAAAAGCUCACUCUGGUGUUUCACAUUUUUCUCCUUUUUAAGUAUUUGUCAAAGUCAGUGUGUGAAACACCUCAGCCAAACACUAACGUUUUUAUUUUUGUUUAGAUGUGCACUCUGAAGAACAUAUUUUUAGUCCCUAUCUUAUUAUCUUAUAUUAUUUAAGAAAAAUGCAUUGAAUAGGACAAAAAUAAGAAACACCAGUAUGAGUCUUUAACCUUACCCUUGAAAAUAAAUGCCAAUUAUAUAUUAAUUCAAAUCUCGCUAAAAGAGUAAUGAGUCUCGCCUUGAUAAUAUAUUUAUUCAAAUACCAGAAUUCCAACACUUACUGCACUUUUUAAAAAUAAAUCUCGGCAGAAUAAACACUAGCUUAUCUUAAUCUAAACCCGUAUGGAGCUAAAGAGCUUUAAAAGUACAGAAUACACACUAUUACAGUUAUACCAUCCAGUAUUUUUUUAUCCAUUUGCAUUCGUGUAAUUUGAUGAUGACGUUUUAAAGGGCUAAAAAGCCCGCUCCAUAAUCUCAUAUCA